Pyrus x bretschneideri (Chinese white pear) is the source of this 1972-nucleotide messenger RNA. Its product is annotated as pectinesterase. Gene Ontology annotation, biological process: cell wall modification. NCBI's taxonomy places the organism in Eukaryota, Viridiplantae, Streptophyta, Magnoliopsida, Rosales, Rosaceae. The record is from RefSeq and is a predicted model, not a curated record. Gene Ontology annotation, molecular function: pectinesterase activity; pectinesterase inhibitor activity.
ACAAGAGAAACUAAGCAAAGCAGCCACAGAGAUCUUAACCUAGCUACUAAGAAUAUGGCAAUCCAGCAGCCUCUCCUUGAAGCUCCCAAAACUAUUACUUCCCACUGCAAACCCUACUCUCUAGUUCUCUGCUUAGUUGCUGUUAUAAGCUCAACUACACUUUUUUCUAUCCAUGUGCUAACCAAACUCGCCUCGUUCUCUAAUCCUCCUUUAACUGGCUUAACCCACAUCUGCGAUCACGCGCUUGAUCAGAAAUCAUGCUUAUCCAUAGUCUCAGAAACAUCGCAUGGCACAACCAAGCCAAUGAGUGGUGCUGAUCUAUUACAAACCAUCCUACAAAAUUCCAUACCACAAUUACAAAAAACCCUAGAGAUUGCCAAAGUUGCUCACUCUCGGAUCAACAGUCCGAAAGAUCGGGCGGCUAUUGUUGAUUGCGUGGAGCUGAUGGAUGUGACCAAAGACAGAGUUAUGGACUCCAUGGUAGCUCUCCAGAAAUUUGGUGCACAGAAUUAUUAUUCCCUUGAAGAUGUGCAUGGUUGGCUUAGUAGUGUACUCACUAACCAUGUCACUUGUUUGGAUGGACUUGAAGGUCCGGCCAGGACUAUGAUGGAGCCUUGGCUCAAUGACUUGGUAUCAAGAUCAAGAGCCUCCCUAGCCAUUGUGGUUGCAAUUUCCGAUCCAUCAAAGUCAAACACAAUUAAGGAGCGGCUGGACGGGAAUUUUCCAACGUGGGUCACAAGCAAGGACAGAAGGCUUUUGCUGGAUUCUAAUUUGGCAAAGGAAAGUAAUGCUAAUGCUGUGGUUGCAAAGGAUGGGAGUGGGAACUAUAAGACUGUGAAAGAAGCAGUGGCGGCUGCACCAGAUAAUAGCAAAACCAGGUACACUAUUCAUGUGAAAAAGGGAACUUACAAGGAAAAUUUCGAGGUCGGGAAGAAAAAGAAGAACUUGAUGAUUACUGGAGAUGGCAUGCAUAACACAAUCAUCACUGGCAGCCUCAAUGUUGUUGAUGGAGCAACCACUUUCAACUCCGCAACUCUAGCUGCUGUUGGUGAUGGAUUUAUAGCCCAAGACAUUUGGUUCCAAAACACCGCUGGGGCAGCAAAGCACCAAGCUGUUGCACUCCGGGUUGGGGCGGAUCAGUCCGUGAUAAACAGGUGUCGUAUCGACGCCUACCAAGACACUCUCUAUGCCCACUCCAACAGGCAAUUCUACAGAGAUUCCAACAUCACAGGGACAGUGGACUUCAUAUUCGGAAAUGCAGCUGUUGUGUUUCAGAACUGUAAAAUCGUGGCCAGAAAGCCCAUGACCGGACAAAACAACAUGGUCACAGCACAAGGACGUAUAGACCCGAAUCAAAACACUGCUUCUAUUCAAAAAUGCGAUGUAGUUGCGAGCUCGGACUUAGAGCCCGUGAAAGGGACGAUCCGAACUUACUUGGGUCGUCCAUGGAAGGAGUACUCAAGGACUGUUGUGAUGCAGUCCAAGAUUGGUGACCACAUUGACCCAGCUGGGUGGUCUAUUUGGUCUGGGGAUUUUGCAUUGAAAACAUUGUAUUACGGAGAGUAUGCAAAUAGUGGGCCUGGUGCUGGUACUAACAAGAGAGUGAAAUGGGCUGGGUACCAUGUGAUCAAAAGCCCAAAAAAGGCCCAACCUUUCACUGUCGCGAACCUUAUACAAGGUGGGUCGUGGUUGAAGUCUACCGGGGUGACUUAUACCGAAGGAUUGUGAGUUCGGGAAUCGUUUGAUUGGCGUUUUGCGUUCCGUUUUGAGUUCACCGUUUUCAGUUUGGGUAGUUUUUUCAAUAAAUAAAUUAUUGUGCAUGUGGUCCAAUAUCGUAGUAGAUAUGUCGUUGAGUUUCUACCCAUACUUUUCGGGUUCGUAACUUCUUCCCCUUGUAAAUUAUUUUAAUAAUUUUGAAUCUUACUUCUCCUCCUUAAUAGUGAUAAAUAAAUUAUUAUGGCAUUUUGUUCAA